AGAAGAAAGAGAUAAGAGGGCCCAUGGAGAAUGUGGUCUAGAGUCUAGAGUCUAGAGUCUAGAGAGUUAGUUAGUGACAAAGUGUUUGUCUGGUCGAGGGCUAACGCACUGAACCGGUAACAACGAACCACGUUAAAUAAAAGAAAAAACCUGCUCUCCUCUCCCCGGUUCAUCUUCUUCUACCUCAAUAAUAAUUAAUAAUUUAUAAUAAUAACAAUAUUAAUUCUCAAAUUCUCUCUCAUCCUUCUGUCUGUGUUCACCACACGUCUCUUCUCACUUCUCCCGAGGCUCUCAAAUUUUCCUGUUUCGAAGAGGAAACAAUGGAUUUUUUCUUCAAGGGAAUAAAGGAGGACACAUCUGAUUGCCAAUUUGAUGAGAAGAUCAUCCAGAGAUGCCCAUUUUUGAGGAACAUCUGCAAACCAACUAACUUUUCAUUCUCUUCACUAAAUUUCCCAAGUUCUGUGAGGGAAGCCACCAAGGGUCCAAUAUUUGAAGAUGGUCCAAGUUUUGAUACAGCAUUUAAGCUAUUUCACGCAAAAGAUGGGGUUGUUCCACUAUCAAACAAGUCUACUUUUCACAAUGACAUUUCAGAAACUGACUCUACACCCCAAUUCAACCCCUUAGCAGCAAGAGCUGCUACUAUUAGCCUGUCUGCAUUUGGUCCUGGUGGACCAUUUGGCUUUGGUUCCUUCAACAAUAAGUGGAAGAAUCAGAAGAAAUCUGAUUCAACCGACAAGGGUGAACAAUCAUCUCAGAAAGGAAAUACGUCAAAACACGAGGCACUGGGAAAUGAGUGGUUAGAAACUGGCAACUGCCCUAUUGCGAAGUCUUAUAGAGCUGUGAGUGGUAUACUGCCACUUGUGGCAUCAACUCUUCGGCCACCACCUGGUGUGAAGCUUAGAUGUCCACCUGCUGUAGUUGCUGCAAGGGCGGCCCUAGCCCGGACUGCCUUGGUUAAAAACUUGAGACCUCAGCCACUGCCUGCAAAGAUGCUUGUCAUUGCGCUCUUGGGCAUGGCAGUAAAUGUGCCCUUGGGUGUCUGGAAGGAACAUACUAAGAAGUUUUCUCUAUCAUGGUUUGCAGCGGUGCAUGCAGCUGUGCCUUUCAUAGCAAUGCUUAGGAAGUCGGUUUUGAUGCCUAAAACUGCUAUGGCACUGACUAUUGGAGCUUCUAUACUGGGACAGAUAAUUGGCUCUAGAGCUGAGAGACACCGCCUGAAAGUGUUAGCUGAGAGGGAAAGCGUAGCAGCACGGACAGCAAUUGCAGCGGCAGUUGCAGGAUAUAGUUCAACCCAGUUUGAUGGCACUACAGGCGGUCACUGUGGUGUGGAGGGAAUGGAGGGAAAGGCAUGGGAUCCGCUCUGUAUCAAGUCUUCAGGACCCCCCACUUCCACACCAACUAAUGUCUGUUGCUGAAAUGUUGAGCUGCAACUAGUAAGAAUGAAAUAAAACUACUGCAUUAGUAAGAAUGAAAUAAAACUACUGCAUUAAGUAUUGGUAGCCAGUGAUGGUAAAAGCUUUGGAUAUUAAUAUUAGCAGUGCAACCUUCAUAAGAAAACACCAAGACCUGCUUAUUAUAGCAUGUGUAUUCUAUUCAAUAAUAUUAAUGAUCAUGUUGCAGUAAUCAUGCAGAACGCAUUGCUCUCUUGAAAAUAAAAACGUUGGUGUUCCCAGUUC
Molecule: messenger RNA, 1676 nt
Organism: Ricinus communis (castor bean)
Lineage: Eukaryota; Viridiplantae; Streptophyta; Magnoliopsida; Malpighiales; Euphorbiaceae
Exons: 4
Coding region: 321-1415 (364 amino acids)
Cellular component (GO): chloroplast
Source: RefSeq, a predicted model, not a curated record